Messenger RNA from Naegleria lovaniensis, 1797 nucleotides. RefSeq lists its product as uncharacterized. NCBI's taxonomy places the organism in Eukaryota, Heterolobosea, Eutetramitea, Acrasida, Naegleriidae. Bases 1 to 1797 code for a protein of 598 amino acids. The record is from RefSeq and is a predicted model, not a curated record. The transcript has 2 exons.
AUGAUGAUGAGCGUGCAGGGACAGUUUGUGAGUUGCCCCUAUUUUACCGAAGUUUAUGUGAACUCCACCACAAAAGUUUUGAAUGAUACACUCUUCCCACCCAUGGUGAGAGGCUUGGUGAAUUCCAUCAAUAAUUACAACGAAAAGGCCAAUCAAACCGUCCGAAUUGAUGCCGAAUGUGCUGUUGUUCCACUCUCUUCAAACCCUGAAGAUGAAAACACACCAAAGAUCAACAUUUUCGUCAAGAGGGUGCGUUUCAAUCCUCAACAAGAUGCCAAGAAGGCUGUCUGGAUUUUGAGCGGUCUCUCCGAUCCAUCCAUCGUUGAAGUAACAAUGCAACUCGUUUCCAAGUUGUUAGGUCAAGACUUUGAUUUAUACACACUCGACAUCAGAGGAAAUGGAAGAAGUUCUCGUAUUGGAUGUGCCUCUGCUCAAGCCGAGAGUCCAGGAAGUAAAGAUGGAAUUUUCAUUUCUGACUCGGAAUGGAAGGCAUGUUAUCAAGCCUUUGACAGCGAAUAUGGUGCCAACAAGGAACUGUACUCUACAAAGGCUGCUGCCAUUGAUGUUGCCAAGUUGAUUCAACAAUUCAACAGCAAGCAAGAGACCUUUGUUUAUGGUAUUGGCUUUGGUACUCUUUUGGUGUCUCGUUUGAUGCGUUACAUUGAAUUGAAGAACUUGAAUAUUGUUAAGGGAGUUGUUUUGGACGGCGUAAUUAGCACUGCUGGAUCAUUGAAUUAUGGAGGUCUUUUAACUGUGACUGAUUCUGACAGCAUCAUGAACAAUGUUGGUUUGGAAUUUAUGAAUACUUUCAACGGCACUCAAAUGUGGUCGAACAAGUAUGGCAAAACUGAUGCUGUCUCCUUCUUGAAGAAUACCAUUCAAAGCGUCUAUUUGAACGGUACUUGUAAGGCAAUUUCAAAUGUUCUUCCACUUGCAGAAUUCAAAGCCAUGUUGGGUCAUUUGUUGCAAGGUGCUGAGACUAGAGUUUUUGUUCCUGCCAUUCUCUAUCGUAUGAAUAGAUGUGAUGAGGAUUUAGAUGUUGCCACCAUUCUCCAUGUGCAUAGUGUUAUUGCUGCCAGAAUGAAGCAAUACACUCAAUUGUCAUCACUUCCAAUGACCUCUCCUGUUGCCUUUUUGAACAUUAUUUUUUCAGAACUUUUUGAUCCAUCAGUUUCAGAGCUCGACCUCCAACUUCAAUACAAUGAAACUCAAAUUGCAACCCCAGAAGCCAUUCGAUUCGCGUCCUUGUAUCAAACUACUGGAUGGAAGCCAUACUCACUCGAUACUCAAUACUACAAUCAAACCUUCACCACUACAGUUCCUGUUCUUUUGAUUAACGGUGCAUUGGAUGCUGAAACUCCAUUAUGGUCUGCACAAAACCAAAACAAUGGUAUUAAGGGACCUCACAACUUGGUCACUAUUCCAUUCACUGGUCACUUUACUGCUUUCGAUUCUACAUUUGUGAAUGGAACCAUUCCAUGUGGUUUACAAAUCAUGCUCAACUUUGUGAACAUGGCCACUCCUGAUUCAGCAACUGUUGACACAAGCUGCGUCAAGAACGUUUAUCUUAACUUCUCUGGUAAUCCAAUUGUAAACGAAAUGAUCAUGGGAGUUAAUGACAUUUAUGAAGAUGCAUAUGAAGCUCCAGAAAUUGAAAAGGUUGUCAAUUUGUACUUGUUCAUUGGUGUUGAGGCUGGUACUGUUGUUCUCUCCAUCAUUAUUAUUUGUUGUCUCAUUUAUUAUAUUGUUCAAUUGAAAGGAAAGGAACAAGAAAAGUAUGAAGAUUUAGAUCAAUAA